CUUUGCCUAAUUCCCCACACGGUGGAACAAAUCUUUUCUUGACCAGCACGGAUAUGUAAACCUUUUCAAGAUGGUUAAGAACCAUGGUGAAGAACCAAGUGGAAUGACAAGAGGGAGCAUCCACUUCUGUUGACGUCUAAUUUGUGUGUUUGAAAGUAUGGUUUCCUGAUAGAAAAGUGCAUUGUAUUUUUUAACAGCGGAUCUUUAUUAAAUGUGCCAUCAGCGGUGGUUUUGGAAAGAUGAGAAGGGACCUACUGUGGGGCAACUCAGUGAAGCUGAAAAUGUCUGCUAUUUCUGUUAUGUGUAUCCCAGAUAUGAGAGGGUUUUUUGUGAUUUCUGAGCUUGGUGCUAUCAGCCUCAUGUGAACAAACUAAAACAAAAAGCAAGCUGAUUUUUAGAAAACAAAAUGCCACGAAGAAGGAAAACUGGUGGGAGUCCUACUUGGAAGAAUGGCAAUUCUGACAGAACUGCUGUUGCCGUAUCCCAAGGGGACCCAAGCCGCUCAGUGUCACCAGCAGUGCAUAGUGUCAGUAAGGAAGAGCUCUUCAACAGCAUGUCAGAAAUGUUUUCUGACUUAGAUCCUAGUGUGGUUUAUAUGGUUCUGUCUGAAUGUGAUUUUAAAGUAGAAAACGCUAUGGAUUAUCUGCUAGAGCUGUCCACCCACGCCAAAGGAGUAGCAUCUUCAAAAACCUUGGGUUUUGAUUCAGUAGCAUCACCACUAGCUCUUGUUAAUCAGCAAAGAUCUGUUGCAAAUGAAAGAAUGGGGGAAAGUACUGCAGAACAAAGUAAUUCUGAAGAAGAAAAAGAAAAGGUCCUAUCACCUGAUGUGCAGCGGACUGAAGAACUGGAUUCUUUAAUAGAAAAUCCCUUUCAGAGUUACUGCUUGAGUGAUGAAUUGCCUAAUUCUGCAAAUUACCAAAUAGUACAUAAACACUCUGUGGAACAUGAUGGCUUUAAUGAAUUUCCUGAGUGGGAAAAAUCUGAUUCAGGUUGCAAUGUCCUACUUUUUCCACAGCAAACAGGGGCAAAUAAUGAGGUUUUAGAAAACUACUGCUGUUCUCAGCCACCAGUGAGUCAGCUGAGUGUCCAGCCAAGCUCACCAGCUGCAUCAGACACUUUUGCACAGAUAUUGGAAGAUUCUGAUUUGUCAGAAAAAUGUGUUCAACAUGAUGUAGCUUCAGAAGUCUGUAAACAAUCGAAUGGAGAAAUAUCACGUGGAAAUUCUGAACAGACACAGGGUACUGUUUUGGAUCAAAAAAGUGUGACUGCUGCUUCUGGUGAGUCCUCCCAAAGACCUCUGGAACUUGGAGUAGCUGUCACUGGAAAUCCUAAUUCAGGGUGCCUGGAACAGCAUGAAGAGGUAGUGACUGCCUUUAACAGCCAUGAGAGCAUUUCUCUUCCAGAGGCCUAUGUCUCUCUUGAAACAUCCAGUUUCAAAACACCCAAACCUGCAGAUUUUCAGCAAACUCAGCAGGGUUAUAACUUAAAUUUUUCUACACUGUCAUGUCAACCUCAGCAACACUGGAAUCUCAUGGCUCCUGUGUUUUAUCCAUCCAGUGGAAGUCACAGCUUUGUAGCUCCUGCGGUUGUCAGUCCAGGGCAGUGGAGACCUGUUUCAGACUAUAGGACUUUGGAAAAAGGACUUUUUUUUUCCUCUCCAGUGGUUUCAAAUGCCUGGGAUAGCAACCCUUCUCUGAAGGUAUGGGGAAAUCAAGAUAGAAACUCAAAAUUGAACCUCUCGCAAGCACAGCAGCCACCUGUUUGUCACAUGAUGAAAAAAAAGAUGCACCUUAUAGGUCAAGUACUUGUUCUUCUCAGAGGUGUUCCAGGAUCAGGAAAAUCAUAUUUGGCAAGGACUUUGCUUGAGGAUAACCCAGGUGGAAUCAUUCUUAGUACUGAUGAUUACUUUUAUAAACAUGGACAAUACCAUUAUGAUCCCGAUUGCUUAGGGGAAGCACAUGACUGGAACAGGAAACGAGCCAAAGAAGCAUUUGAAAUGAGAAUCUCUCCUAUAAUAAUAGACAACACAAACAUACAAGCAUGGGAGAUGAAGCCUUAUGUUACUUUGGCUCAGCAGUUCAAAUACAAAGUCAUGUUCCGAGAACCAGACACUUGGUGGAAGUUUAAACCAAAAGAACUUGAAAGGCGAAACAUUCAUGGUGUAUCUAAAGAAAAGAUCAAAAGAAUGUUGGAACGGUAUGAACGCUGCCUUACUGUUAGUUCAAUAUUGGAUUCUUCAGUCCCAGACAAAUCAGAAACUGCUGGAUGGAGUGAAGAUCCUUGUCAGGAGGAAAGCCAUAGAAAGAGGGAGGCACAUUCUGAUGUAAAGGAAGAAAAACCUUUUGUUUCUGAUGUGGAGCCUCUUGAAUUAGCUGAAGACGAUAAAACUUUUCCCAGGACUUCUCUAACGUUAGAAAGUAACUGUGAUCCUGAACGUUUUCAGAAAGAGGAAAAAGAAAUGGAAAAUAUCUUGGUGGAACACAAUUCUGAGAACAGUACUGUUCAAGAUGACUUGGAUGUUUAUUUAUCAGAUUGUGUAGAAAAAGAACUGUCCUUGGAGAAGAAAGAAGAAAAGGGAGAAAAAGUAGAAAAAAAUACUGAAACAGAUAUGGAUGAGGUUGAUGUGACCAUGACUGACGAGACUGUGUGCUUGCAUACAGGAGGAGUUGAGGAACACAGUGAUAACAACAUUCUCAGAGUUCAAACUGAAGUUGAACAAUCUGGCGAAAUACGUACAGAACCAAAAUCAACACAAAGUAAAAACAUAGUGGAACCAAGCAGUUCAGCUUUUGACACGUCAGGAAAACCAGAACUACUGAACUUUCUGGGUGACUGGCCUGUAGAACAAACAAUGGGACAAAGAGUCAAAAGAGCUAGAAGACUAGAAAAAUCUUCUCUGAAGAGCGAUACAGAAGGUAAAACUCCCAGUCAGCAGCAUCCUGAGUUAGGAAAAGAGCAAACGGGCCUGCCUGGGACCUGUACUGUUGAAAAAGGACGUGAGGAAGAAAAUCUAGCCUCUAGCUGUUCCUCUGUUAGUUCAGAUAAAGUCACACCAGAAUUGCAAAUGAUAGGACAUUGGCCUGUCUCAGGUUCAUUAGAACAGAGACAACAAAGAUCAAGGAGAAUGAGAAAGACAAGUCUAAAUCAGUCCGAUGAAGGUAGAAAUACUGAAGGUGACAUUAAUAGAAAUGCUCUUGAGACUGUAGAUGUGCUUCGUGGGACACCUGUGAACACUGCAGAGCAACCAGAUACAAAGAGUUUGCAUAUGCACCAACCUGAAACAGUAGCUAGUGAAACAGUAGGUGAGAAAAAACCCCAGCCAAAUAAGAGAAUAAGGAAACAUCACAAAUUAGCCCUCACUUUUACAAACAACAAUUUGCUCCAUCCCAAAGAAGAGGAGCACUUGUCUAUGCUUAAUGCAGCAGAAGAGAAACAUGACACAUGCUCACAUAGACAAAAAAAUAGCCAUUCACAGACUGAAUCACAGGACUUUGCUGUCCUGUGGAGGUUAGAAAAGAAAAUGCUUUUUCCUGAGACUACCAAAGUAUUGCAUGGCAGACUAGACGGCUUCAAACCCAAAGAUGUAGAUAAUGCCUCAGAUUCUCAGGAAAAAGUACCCUAUCGAGUUAUGUAUGAUAAAAGUACACUUGUGGAAGAAAGUGAACUUAUCAGUAUUGAUGAGUCUGAAAAGCUAAAUAUGCUAUGUAAGCUCUUUGAGUCUGUUUCAUUUGAAGCUCUGAAAGAUCUGUAUGAAAGAUGUAACAAAGAUAUAGACUGGGCCACAGGUCUGCUGUUAGACUCUGAUGAAAAGUUAUGCAAAGAUGUUGAUACUGAAUGCUUUCAAAUAAGAGAAGCUGAGCCAGUUGUUGCAGACCUUGAUUUCAAGGCGAGUACAAACUAUGGUGAGAAUCUCAAAGACUGCAAACAAAUGCCACAAAUAAUUGGGGCUGGUGAUAUCUCUGAGCCUUCGGAAGACAAGAACUCAUCACUUAGCAUUGCAGAAAGUAGGGCUACCAAGUCAACUGUGACAGAUGCUGAUGUGUCUGACUUGUUGACUGCUACCUCAUUGAAUGAUUCGUCGGAACUGAAAAAUUCUGGAGAUGCAGCCCUUAGAACUGACACAGGCAGCUCAGCAGCAGGUAUCAUUGAGCCAUCCGUUUCAGGAAAGCAGAAGAUAGAGUCUGAGAGUCCUGUUGAAGAAACUGUAAAUAAGCCAUCAGUCUCACAACUUGAUGCAGGUUUAUGUAUACCCAUGACUUUGCCUCAUGGUCCUAACACAACUUCUACCAAUUUGAAAUUUGAAUUAAAUAACGAAAGUGACAGUAACCCUUCAGAAAGCAAUGCAGAGAAUUCCAAAGCAACUGCUUUGUUACUGGAAAUGGAUCACGCACCUCUGGUGAGUCCUAGGAGUGAUAAAGAAACCCAGGGGAGUUCCAGGGAGAGAUGUGGUAAAGAAGAAAUUGAAACUCCAAGCUGGGAUGAAACUAAAGCCAAGAUACAAAGCCCUAUACCAGCAUCACAUGAAGCCUUCAAUAUAGAUUGCCUAGAACUAACAUUACCUCCUGAACUGGCACUCCAACUGAAAGAAAUAUUUGGGCCUGUUGGCAUUGAUGCAGGAUCACUAACUGUUGAGGAUUGUGUGGUUCAUAUUGAUAUGAAUUUGGCAAGAGUGAUUCAUGAAAAAUGGAAAGAAUCUAUUUUGAAGCGUCAGAGGAGAGAUGAAUCAUGUAAGUUGUUUGCAGAAGGUCCUACUGUGAUUCAGCAGAUAGAUACAGAUGACUCAGAAAUGCUGUUAUCUCAGAAUGCAGACAGUAAAAUACAGAAGAAAAAAACGAGCUGGGUUUCAGGCUCAUCUAAUGACAUACAGACUAAAAAACCAGCAACAUCAGACGUUUUUCCUUUUAUGGAUCACUGGAAUGCUCAGAUUCAGAAAGUUUCUCUCAGACAAAUAAUUUCCGAAGAAAUAGCUAUGCAGGAGAAACAGGACCUGAAUCGUGUUCCUUCUAUGGCUAGAAAAGACUGUGCCGCUAAACUAAAGGAGAAGCAACUUUUUGAGAUGUUUCCAACUAUUAAUCAAAGUUUCUUAAUGGAUGUCUUCAAGGACAACAACUACUCUUUAGAACAAACUGAACAGUUUCUGAACUGUGUUCUGGAGGCAGAUCCUGUAAAAACAGUUAUAGCUCAAGAAAGCGUUCAGCAAAAUGAAAUUGUUUCUUCCUACAGUGCUGCAAAGAACCGGGAGAAGAAGGCAAAAAAAAGUAAGGAAGAGGAUGAUCCUUUGAGGGAAGUAUUUCAAGAUUUUGAGUAUCCACAAUAUGAUGAUUUAAGAGCAGAAGCUUUUUGUCACCAGCAAAAGAGACAGGAAUGUUUGAAAAAGGCUGGGGAGGCCUAUCGCAUGGGUAUGAAGUCUGUGGCAGCAUUUUAUGCACAUCAGGGUCACCUUCAUGAGCAGAAGAUGAAAGAAGCCAACCAUGCUGCUGCUGUGCAAAUCUUUGAGAAAGUAAAUACUUCCUUGUUGCCUAUGAAUGUGUUGGAUCUGCACGGUCUCCAUGUAGAUGAAGCUGUGAAUCAGUUGUCCAGAGUGCUGCAGGAAAAAAGUGAAGAGUACCAGCAGAGUGGUGGUAAACCAUAUCUCUGUGUUAUCACGGGAAGAGGAAGCCAUAGUCAGGGAGGAGUUGCUCGCAUCAGACCAGCAGCUAUCAGAUACCUCACAAGCCACAACUUCAGGUUCACAGAAAUAAAACCAGGCUGCCUGAAAGUCAUGCUGAAUUGAAGGGUUGUCAAGAAGAGAAGAGGAAUAUAGAAACUGAGGUGUCAGGUUACAGCUAAAAACUUUUUUAACAACUGCAAUAGUAUUUUGUAAUCUGUUUUAAAGGGCGGAUAUUUUAUUAGAAAUGGUCUCAAUUUACAGCAAGUGGUUUUGUCAGUAUGUUUCCAAGAAAAUUCUUGUGUGGAAUGGAUCCUUUUUUGAACCUGCAAAAAGAAGACACAGGAUUUGAAGUCUCAGAAAUGCAGAUUAAGAAUUCUGCUGAGCAGUAUAUGAAGUUUUAAAGGGAAGUUAAGGUACAAUUUUUAAAUAUAACUGUCUUCUCAGCAUACCCAGUCUGUCUUUUGACCCUGACACAUUUUAAUUGCUGUGGAUUCUGUGCUUUUAAAACACAGAGACAUAGUACCUUGUACAAAGUUAUUCUGUGAUUCAGAACUUUGUGCUAAACCCUUCAGAAGACCACAGGGGAGGUGGAAACUCGGCAGCUGCUGAUAUUUCAAAUCCAGUUACAGCUGAGUGCUAAAUGUUUCUAGGUUUCUUCAAAAGUCGGAUGUAGUCCUUUUAGUGGUUAUUUUGUGAUGGGUUGACCAGUUCUGUUGUCCUUAUUCCAUUCUAAACUUCCCCUGAUAUUGAUGGAAGUUGCAUAUAAAGGACUGUGUAUUAAGACCAGUUGUGUUUUUGGUAAUUUUGCAGAUUUACUGUGAUCUGUUAAAGGGAAAAAUACAACACUGUAGUUCAAUCUCUACUUACACAUAGCUAAUAAUUUUGCAGGAAAUGCCCUUACUUUUUUCAACAUCUACUGGAUUAAAAGUGUUUCUUCCUUUAUGGCUUUUUAAAUGGAGCAAAUUGAGUACUGUUUCACUUUGCAGGUGUCUGUGACGUGUCUUCAUUCUGUGUAUUAAAUUUGGUGAUUUCCUUGUAGAAAAUAUGAUUGUCUGUGAGACAUUUUAAAUGUAUUUUUAACAUCAAAGUGAAUGCUAAUACUAUAGUAGUAAUUGCCUAACUGGAAAGUCUGGGAGUACAAAAGUUAUUCUGGUGGUGGUGGUGUUCCAUCAGCAUCUAGUAAUACCUGUGUAACAAAACCAAAACAACAACAAAAAAAACCCAAACCCCCCCCCCCAAAUUAAACAUAAACACCUGCACUUUGACAAGUGUUUCCAGUAAGCAUUCAGAACAUUUUUUUAAUAUAAAUGUCUUCUAGAAUGCAUUACUACUUUUAAUUACAUCUUUGCCUCUUGAAAGGCAUAUGAAUUUUUUACUAGAAACCAUUUAAUUUUUGUUGUAAGGCUUUUGCAGAACAGGUAUGAGUUGUGUAUUAGGAAUAAUAUUAAUAGGUUAAAGAUUAAUGGGAGGGUUUUUUCAUUUUAAACCACUUUUGCAGUAAAUUUUAUCCAGGAACUACAUGCACAUAGAAUUUGUGUAUGAAUCCAUAUGUGUGUGCAGGUUCUGCCAUUUGUGUGCAUGGGUAGUAAUAAGCAAGGAACUUCUGUGAGAAAAGUUGUACACAGAAAUAGGUUUCACUUGAAAAUGUGUCUGUAUAAGUUGCUGACAAACUGAAAGACACGUUUCCUCAAUACCCAUAUUUACUGUAAUAAUACAGUGAAUGCAAUGUACAGUAGACAAAAUGAGUUUGUCAUGCUUCAACAGAUAAUCUUUUCAUGGUGAUUUCAAGUGGAAGAAUAGCUUGAAUAAUAUUUAAUCAAAGGGACUCUUACUGGAAUAAUAGACUGUCAUAACAAGUUUUAUAUUUUUUUGUGGGUUCUUAGUUCAUCUGAAUUGUGUCCCUUCUCUUUUUCUUUCUGGGCUGCUCUGGUAACCAGUGGGUGAAAUACAAAAGAUCUGUGAUCCCCAAACAGCACUAGCAGAGCUGUUUCUGCCACCACACGAUGUCCCGUGCGGUGAAGCCCAUGCUCCAUCCUCUGCAACAGUGCCUAAAAUGGACUGAGAGGUCAUUUAGGCACUUGGACUCGAGACAGCAGUUCAGACCGUCAGCUGUCCAGGGUUGCAGAUGCUAGAAUUGCCUCAGCGGAGCUAGGAUCUUUCUUUUGGACCAAGGAACUUCUUUCUGCUCCUGAACAGGUUUUCCUUAGUGGUACUGUUUAUAACGAAUGGAGGGGCAGCUCUUUAAAACAUAGUCCCUGUUGGUUGGCCCGGGUGGCUGAGUUGUCCAGCAAAAGUCCCAGUGUAUGCUCAGAAGUGUUGCGUGUUGAGCUGCUGGGUGCCAAGCCUUACAGCGAUGUGCUUGUAAACAGGGAAGUUCCAAAACUUCUGGUUGUUUUGGGAGGGGGCCUGAUUCACUCAGCAUGUUCACACCAUUCCCGACAUGGACAAAGACAGCUUAGAUUUCAGCUCAAAAGAUGAGCAGAAAAAGUGGUGGUUUUGCUCAUCUGUUUAUCAUAAUCUAGUUGUUGACACGUUUACCUUGGAGAUGAGAAACACAGCUUUUUACAUUCUUCUGGCCUAGCAAGGGGACAACGAUUGCGCUUGACUUACUUCCCCAGAAAAUGCUCUAACCAGUGUGCUCAGCAGUAUUCUUGAAGUCGCCACUUCCUGAGCCUCUUUCAAAAUCACCACUGCAAGCUAAAAAAGCAAGAUCAAGGGGACAAAAGAGAUUAAAGAAUGAAAAGUGCAUAAACAGUCUCUGGAAGGGGUUAGGACUCUUAGAAAAGAAGCCGUUCCCACUGAGCUUCAAUGUCCCUCCAUAUUAUUUUUUCAUCUCUUAGUCCUGUUUGGAUGAAUGCAUAAAAAAUGUUCAGGGCAAAACCUCAGCUCCACCCCUUACUAGGAGAGUUUGUUUUCUCCAGUCUGUCGAAGUCAGCAGAGGAGUACGUAGCUUAAGAGCAAUUUGGAGUACUUCUCCCUCUCUCCGUUGCCCUUUUGGGUACAGGUGGAGGUUCACUAAGGUACUCCGAAUACCCUAUCUGGUUAUAGGUUGAUCAUUCACCUAGUAUAAAUUGUUUGAUUACAGGCUGAACUUUGAUGGAAGACGAUGGUUUAAAAUUGUAACACGGGCAGAACCAGUCUUGCCUUUAUUGAAGUUAGUGACAGAGCCUUCAUCAGCUUCAGCAGCUCAGGGUGAGGCAUUGCAGUUCCAACUCAGAGAAAAUAUGAUGAGCUCAGCCUUUUUCUUCCAUAGGAGCUUAAGCACGUGCUUAGAAGCUGUGCUGAGCUGGAUACAGAAUGGAGCAGAAGAUCAGUGCACAGAGAGAAAGAAAGUAGACUUUUAUUAGUAAGGAUCUCCAUGCCUUCAGCUACUUGCCAAACUGUCAGAAAAAACCCACUGGACUUCUUGUAUUUCUUUGACUGUUUUUAUAAUGUAUAGUGGGAUGAAUUAUAUAAUUGUUUCAAAACGAUAUUUCAAAGUAGGUUACAUUUUAGAACUUCCAGGUUUUCUGAUGUCUUCUGCAGUUACAUCAGUGAGAAUCCUUGAGGCAUCAUGUAAAUUCUGUAUCAUCUUAUACUUUUGAUUAAAGUAGCACUUAGCAGUAUUGCCACCAGCACUCUGAAAUAAUGUGCGACUGUUAAAAUACCUAUUUUGUGUACCACUUUUUAUUCUGUUCUUCAACAGCAUGUGGUUGUGAUGACUGGUAGCCUUUAAUAUGUGACUUCUGGUUUCUUUUUUACAAAACAUUUUAACGUUUAUCCCAAUUUUUAAUUUAGGAAAAUGAUCUCUUUUUUUUUUAAUACAAAUUUUAAUGCGUGUGUUAGCAUUGUUGAGUAAUCUUACAGUAAAGAGGAAAAAAAAAAGGCCCAGAGGUGCAAUGAAGAAAGUUGUUUUCCUAAGUAAUGUUGAGUGUUCAAAAAUACAUUUCAGUUGAUUGUGAAAGUAGUAGGGCAAAAGUGAUUUUUUUAAAAAAAUAUUUCAAGAUACCUUGAUAAUACUUUAAUGACUUUGGCUUUUGCUUUUAAUAGUAUGUAGUACAAUUUUAAUUAAACUUAAUGUUUUUGUAGGCCUGUUGAAGGACACCUCAGGCAAAAUUUAACUGGCAUUUUUUGUGGCUGUUGGAAACCAUUGUGACUUGGGAAUCCCCAUUUAAACAAUGUCCAGAUGCUCUAGGCAUAACCUAGAACAUCACUAGAACUAGAACAUCUGGAACAUCACUGUUGUGAAUGUGUACAGUGUCAGGGAAGAUCUUUACAUAUGCUUAGCAGAAUGUGCAUUCUAGAAGGUUUUACUUGAGGUGAAAUGUAACCAAUUUGUUAUUUAAUCUUGCCACAUAAUAUGGUGGGUAGACAAGAGAAUGAUUUCAUUGUUGGUUAAUGGCAAAGAAGGAUCAUCAUAAAUGUAAUAUGAGAAAUUAUACAUAGACUUUACAUUACUGAUGGUUAUGUCUUCAGAUGCAAUUCACAUUUCCAGAAUAAUAUUGUCCUCUGCAGAGCUAAGGAGAUGAUAGAGUAUGAACACUGUAACAAAGAAGAGUUCAUUGGCUUACCACAAUUCCCAAGUAUCAUGGUCUCUUAAAAAAAAAAAACAACAACCAACCACACAAAACCCAACCAAAGCCCAACUGUUCAUGCUAUUUCAGCUAAAUAAACUGUGCAGAGGAUUAAAUGACUUAUAUGUGAAUAUGCCUGUGAAAAGACCUAGUAUUGCAGCUACCAGUUGUAAAAGCUGUUAGGACCAGUACAUUGGAAGAUAUCAAUGUCUAUUUUUAAAGUAAAAGAAAAAAUGAUUUUUGUAUAUGUAUAAAGUUGUAAUUUUGCUGUUAACUAUAACUUUCAUUUUUUACUGAAAUACAAUUUUGUAAUUUGCAUUUAGAAUUUCUAAUGUGAAAAGGAAUUUACAAAAUGUAGUUUAAUAAAGGAUUUUUGCCAC
Messenger RNA from Pygoscelis adeliae (Adelie penguin), 10583 nucleotides. It is a transcript of the gene N4BP2, whose product is annotated as NEDD4 binding protein 2. Gene Ontology annotation, molecular function: ubiquitin binding. The record is from RefSeq and is a predicted model, not a curated record. Bases 407 to 5773 code for a protein of 1788 amino acids. NCBI's taxonomy places the organism in Eukaryota, Metazoa, Chordata, Aves, Sphenisciformes, Spheniscidae. The transcript has 18 exons.